AUGGCUUCAAUGUCUAUGGACAUGGCCACAGCUUUCUUAGGACUGGCCAAGCGCCACCCAUCUCCAUUUUCCACUUUCCGCACUACACUCUUCUGCAAAAACAAGCCAAAUAUUACCAAUUUUCAUAUGCGCACUUGCUUAAUUACCACAGUUACCGCAGCCAAUUCAGUUCAUUCAAGAAUCUCUUACUCGUUAAAACACCCAAGAAAAAGCUUUUCGCGUAGAUUCACUGUUUCUUCUGCCACCACAUCCGUUCCCCAAACUGAGGAUUCCGAUGUUCUCACGAAAAUCCCUCCCGAUGAUAGAAUCCCGGCUACUAUUAUUACCGGUUUCUUGGGUUCCGGAAAGACAACCUUGUUGAAUCACAUCUUGACUGCUGAUCACGGGAAACGCAUAGCAGUUAUUGAGAAUGAGUAUGGUGAAGUCGACAUAGAUGGUUCUCUAGUUGCAGAAAAAGCUGCUGGAGCUGAGGACAUUGUUAUGCUCAACAAUGGGUGUCUAUGUUGUACUGUAAGGGGUGAUCUGGUGAGGAUGAUUGCAGACCUUGUCAGUAGGAAGAAAGGGAAAUUCGAUCAUCUCGUAAUUGAAACAACAGGAUUAGCUAACCCAGCCCCAAUCAUUCAAACAUUUUAUGCCGAGGAUCAGGUUUUUAAUGAUGUUAAACUUGAUGGGGUUGUUACACUGGUGGAUGCUAAACAUGCUGGUUUGCACCUUGAUGAGAUUAAGCCUAAAGGAAUAGUUAAUGAGGCAGUAGAGCAAAUUGCUUAUGCUGACCGCAUUAUAGUAAACAAGACUGAUCUUGUUGGUGAACCAGAGAUUGCUUCACUUGUUGAGAGAAUAAGGAACAUAAAUCGUAUGGCUCAAUUGAAGCGAACAAAGUAUGGAAAUGUUGACUUAGACUAUGUUCUCGGAAUUGGAGGCUUUGAUCUAGAAAGAAUUGAAAGUGCUGUUGAAGCUGAACAAUCGGAGGAAGAUCAUGCUGGUCACAGCCACGAUCAUGAUCAUGGUCACCACCAUCAUCAUGAGCAUGAACAUGACCACAAACAUGAACAUCAUGACAGUCACCAUUCCCACGAUCAUACUCAUGAUCCUGGCGUUUCGUCAGUCAGCAUAGUUUGUGAAGGGAGCUUGGAUCUCGAAAAGGCAAACAUGUGGCUAGGCACACUGUUAAUAGAAAGGAGUGAAGACAUAUAUCGGAUGAAAGGUCUUCUAUCAGUUGAUGGAAUGAACGAGAGAUUCGUCUUUCAGGGAGUGCACGAUAUUUUCCAAGGUUCGCCGGACAGGUUGUGGCGACCAGACGAACCCAGAAUAAACAAGAUCGUGUUCAUUGGAAAGAACUUGGACAAAGAGGAAAUAGAGAAGGGCUUUAAGGCAUGUUUACUAUGA
Fraxinus pennsylvanica is the source of this 1386-nucleotide messenger RNA. The record is from the annotation of a GenBank genome assembly. NCBI's taxonomy places the organism in Eukaryota, Viridiplantae, Streptophyta, Magnoliopsida, Lamiales, Oleaceae.